Saccharomycopsis crataegensis is the source of this 1725-nucleotide messenger RNA. RefSeq lists its product as uncharacterized. The record is from RefSeq and is a predicted model, not a curated record. Gene Ontology annotation, biological process: transmembrane transport. The coding region runs from base 1 to 1725 and encodes 574 amino acids. Gene Ontology annotation, molecular function: transmembrane transporter activity. Gene Ontology annotation, cellular component: plasma membrane. NCBI's taxonomy places the organism in Eukaryota, Fungi, Ascomycota, Saccharomycetes, Ascoideales, Saccharomycopsidaceae. The transcript has a single exon.
AUGCCUGUAUCAGAUACGGUCUCCCUUUCUUCAUCGCUAUCAGCCCAAUCAAUCGGUGAUCAUGCUAACGAUCCUCAACAGAAUGAAAAAUCCACCAGCUCUUCAGACGAAUAUUUCGAAACAGACGUCGAAAGAAACCAACUAGGGGCCUAUACCAAAGAUAAUGAUACCGAGGAUCACGAUAUAGACAAUUUGUCUCGUCAAAUGUCCCGUAACGCUGUCCAGGAAGUCCCUUUGUAUAUGUCCGGGGUGGUUGAUGAUGCCGUCAGUCGUCAGAUCUCAAGGUUUUCUCGUCAACCUCAGGCAAAUGACAUGCCAAUUGCUAGCAGAACUACAACCAGAAAUACUAUCACUAAAACAAAAUCAGCCCCAAAUAAUUAUAAUCCCGACCUCAAACUUAGUAAGUUCCGCAGAACUGCAAUUCUUGUAUUAUCUGCGUUAUCGGGAUUCUUAUCACCAUUGUCCAACGUCUCUUUUCUUCCAGCAGUUUCCUACAUUGCUAAAGAUUUUCAUACCACCGGUACCAUAAUUAAUAUUACCAAUGCAGUUUACAUGGUGUUUAUGCUGACAUCUCCCUGUAUCUUUUCUCCACUUUCCGAUAUUUAUGGUCGUCGCCCGGUGUUUUUGGCUUGUUUGGUUGGUUACGUGGUCUCUAGUGUUCUCACCGCAGUAUCUCAAAAUUUGGCAAUGUUUUGGGUAUUUAGAUCAGCUACUGCAAUCUUUGGUACCGCAUUCUUUUCUGUUGGGGCCCAUGUAAUUGGUGAUUUAUACCCUCCAGUGGAGCGUGGGCGGAAAAUCGGGCUUAAUGUUCUCGGGGCACAAUUGGGUAUUGCUAUUGGUCCAAUAAUGGGUGGGUUAGUAGUCACUUGGGCCAGUUGGAGAAUUAUCUUUUUUGUCCUUGCCGGUGUUGGAUGUUUCAACUUUGUUGGGGUUUUCUUUUUGAUGCCGGAAACCGCUAGACAAACAGGGAUGAACCAAAUUUUGAAAGAAACUGAAUCUACUAAAAAGUUUGUGUUCGUACCAUUUAACCCAUUGAGAAUUUUGCGUUCUUUUGCCUAUCCUAACCUUAUUCUUGCGGGGUUUGUUAGUAGUGCCAUUCUCUACUCCAUGUACAAUUUGCUUACCCCAAUCAGAUACGUUGUUGAUCCUCGUUUCCACCUUGAUACUCCAAUCUACGGGGCAUUAUUCUACCUUGCACCAGGUGUCGGGUUUAUCCUUGGUGCUUAUUUUGGAGGAAGAUUAUCAGAUUACACUGUCAAAAAAUGGAUCAAAAAGAAAGGCAAACGUACCCCAGAAGAUAGAGUCAGGGCAUUGCUUGCCAGUACUUUAUUUGUUAUGCCGAUAGCCACAAUUAUUUAUGGCUGGACUCUUGAAUUCGAAAAAGGAGGGUUUGCCGUUCCAAUCAUUGCCUUGUUUUUCUAUGCUUUUGCUCAGUCAAUUUCAUUUCCUGCCAUCAACACAUAUUGUGUUGAUUCCAUGCCAGAGCUUAAAGGGGAUGCUAUUGCCGGGAAUUAUUUUGCGAGAUACAUGCUAGCCAUUGCCAGUAGUGCCAGUUGUUUACCGGCAAUCCAGACAAUUGGAGUUGGAUGGUGUUGUACUAUUGGAGGGUUUAUCACAUUCGCUGGCGGGAUUUGUGCACUCAUUUUAGUCAAGUUUGGUGAAAAAUGGAGAAAAGAAGCGUUGGUAAGAAAGGGGUAUAGAAAAGAAGGCGAGGUUUAUGCCUAA